Messenger RNA from Spea bombifrons (plains spadefoot toad), 3162 nucleotides. RefSeq names its product aminopeptidase N-like. Lineage: Eukaryota; Metazoa; Chordata; Amphibia; Anura; Pelobatidae. Gene Ontology annotation, biological process: proteolysis; peptide catabolic process. Gene Ontology annotation, molecular function: peptide binding; zinc ion binding; metalloaminopeptidase activity. The transcript is spliced from 20 exons. The coding region runs from base 19 to 2973 and encodes 984 amino acids. Gene Ontology annotation, cellular component: cytoplasm. The record is from RefSeq and is a predicted model, not a curated record.
GCACCUUCUCCUUCCACAAUGGCCCAGGGCUUCUUUGUUGGCAAAGUAAUAGCUGUUGUUGUUAUCUUGUUCGCCAUUGCUUCUGUGGCUGCUAUAAUAGCUUUGUCAGUUAUUUACGCCGAAGUUAAGGCAAAAAACCAUCAUCUGACCAAACCAACAGAUGCAACAAGCACAGCUACAACGAAUGUCACUUUGGGAAGCAGACCCACCAGUCCCACAAGUCCCAGUCCCACCAGUACCAGUCCCACCAGUGCUCCAGCUGAUGAACCAUGGAACCGUUUCAGACUUCCAAAAUCUCUUAUUCCCUAUCACUAUGAUGUUGAACUGAAGCCAGUUCUUGAAAAGAAUUCUCAAGGACUUUAUAUCUUCUUCGGAAAAAGCACCGUUUACUUCACGUGCAAAGAAGCCACAAAAUAUGUCGUCAUUCACAGCAACAAACUCAACUUCACAACACCUACUAAAGCUGUUCUUAGAGAUGCCGCUUUUACUGAUCUUCCCGUAUUAAGGGUGGAUGAAGUGCCAGUGACUCAGUAUUUGGUGGUUCAUGCUGUUAACAACCUGGAAGUUGGUAAAAACUAUUCCCUGUUCACCACGUUUCGAGGGGAGCUGGCAGAUGACCUGGCUGGAUUUUAUCGGAGUGAAUACGUGGAAGAUGGACAAACCAAGAUCAUUGCCACCACUCAGAUGCAGGCUCCUGAUGCCAGGAAAGCAUUUCCCUGCUUUGAUGAGCCAGCAAUGAAAGCAACAUUCAACAUCACCCUUAUACACAAGCCAGACUAUGUAGCUCUAUCAAACAUGAAUCCUAUAGAAAAAUAUCAAACAGUGGAGGAGGCAGAAACCUGGAAUGUCACAGUGUUCCACAAAACUGUGAAGAUGUCCACAUACCUGGUGGCAUUUAUAGUCUCUCAGUUCAGUUCUACUGGUGAUCCAGGAAACAGCACAACCACCGGGGUUCAGAUCUGGGGCCGUAAAAAAGCUAUUGAGGUUGAGAAACAAGGAGAAUAUGCAUUAAGUAUAAGCAAACCCAUACUGGAUUUUUUUGCUGAAUAUUAUAAAGCCCCUUACCCUCUACCAAAAGCAGACCAGGUUGCUCUUCCUGAUUUUAGUGCUGGAGCCAUGGAGAACUGGGGGCUGGUGACCUACAGGGAGACUGGUUUGCUUUUUGACCCUCAAGUGUCAUCUAUUAGCAACAAGGAGAGAAUAGCCUUAUUGGUAGCUCAUGAACUUGCUCAUCAGUGGUUUGGGAACCUUGUGACGAUACGAUGGUGGAACGACCUGUGGCUGAAUGAAGGGUUUGCCUCCUAUGUGGAGUACUUGGGAGCAGACAAAGCAGAGCCUACGUGGAACAUAAAAGACUUGAUAGUGCUGUAUGAUGUACACCGAGUAAUGGCAAUUGAUGCGUUGGCUUCUUCCCAUCCACUCACAUCAAAAGAAGAGGAAGUGAACACUCCAGCUGAAAUAAGUGAACUGUUUGACGCCAUCUCUUACAGUAAGGGCGCUUCAGUAAUUCGGAUGUUAUCUGACUUUAUCACAGAGGAGGUGUUUGUUGAAGGACUGGCUACCUACUUGAAACAGUUUGAAUAUGACAACACUGUGUACAGUGACCUGUGGAUUCAUUUGCAACAGGCAGUGAAUACAAGUCCAGUUGGACCAACCCUUCCUCAGCCAAUUGAUAAAAUCAUGGAUAGAUGGGUCCUACAGAUGGGAUUCCCUGUGGUGAAAAUUAACACAACAACUGGAACUGUAACUCAACAACACUUCCUUUUGGAUCCAGAAUCUGUCGUGACCAGACCAUCUGAAUUCAAUUAUGAAUGGAUUGUGCCAAUUUCAUAUUCUAAGAGCAAUUCUUCUGGAAAACUCUGGCUCGAAAGUUCAUCAGAAAUAUUUAAUGAAUUUAAGACCACUGGAAGUGAAUGGCUUCUAGCAAAUAUCAAUGUAACGGGAUACUACAGAGUUAAUUAUGAUGAUGGAAACUGGGACAGGCUUAUUAGGCAGCUGGAGAGCAAUCAUUUGGCAAUUCCUGUUAUCAACCGAGCACAAAUCAUUGAUGAUGCCUUUAAUUUAGCAAGAGCCAAGUAUAUCAAUACAACAAGAGCUUUAGACACCACGAGAUACAUCUCCAAUGACACUGAAUACAUGCCCUGGCAGGCCAUGUUCAGCAGCCUCAGUUACUUUACACAGAUGUUUGAUCGGACAGAGGUGUACGGGCCAAUGAAGAAAUACCUAAAACAGCAGGUCACCCCACUGUUUGAAAACUUUAAAGUUUUAACAGAAAAUUUUACCAGCCGGCCAGAGUCCUUAACAGACCAAUACAGUGAAAUAAAUGCUAUUAACACUGCAUGUAUCUAUGGCAUCCCUGAGUGUAUUCAAUUAGCAGCUAGCCUCUUCAGGGAAUGGAUGAUGAAUGGAACUAAUGGUAUUCAUCCGAAUCUACGAUCCUCCAUUUACUGCACUGCUAUAGCGCAUGGAGGAGUAGCUGAAUGGGAUUUUGUAUGGAAAAAAUUUGUUGCAUCAGAUAUCGCACAGGAAUCGGACAAACUGAGAUCUGCUCUGGCCUGCAGCAAAGAGCCCUGGAUUCUCAAUAGACUUCUAGAGUAUUCACUGGACACCUCUAAGAUACGAAGACAAGAUGCUGUCGCUACCAUUAACAGUGUUUGCAGUAACGUGAUGGGACAGAAUCUUGCUUGGGACUUUGUAAGAGCCAAAUGGAGGAUUAUCUUCACCCAGUUUGGAGGGUCUUCUUUCUCUUUUGGUAACUUAAUUGAACGGGUAACACGGCGAUUCUCCACUGAGUUUGAAUUACAGCAGCUGGAGCAGUUCAAACUUGCCAACCAAGACAUUGGUUUUGGGACAGCCACUCGGACACUGGAGCAAGCGAUAGAGAAAACCAAAGCAAAUAUCAAAUGGGUGAAUGAGAACAAAGAGUCUGUACGUAUAUGGUUUGAAGACGCUAUAAGACCAAGGAGCAUCUAAUAUUUGCAAAAAAACAAAAAUAUGCCUCUUAUGACAACUCAGUAUUGCUUUAUAAUGUAUGAGCGAAUUCUCUUUUCACCAUGUAAGACACAUCAGUGAUUUUUAGGAUCCACAUUUUAUGUGUUGAAGUUUAAGGUGUAAGAAUAAUCAAUUUUAGCAAAGUAAUUAGUUAGCAAACCCUUUGUAACU